Manihot esculenta (cassava) is the source of this 3048-nucleotide messenger RNA. RefSeq names its product E3 UFM1-protein ligase 1 homolog. Gene Ontology annotation, cellular component: endoplasmic reticulum membrane. NCBI's taxonomy places the organism in Eukaryota, Viridiplantae, Streptophyta, Magnoliopsida, Malpighiales, Euphorbiaceae. Bases 196 to 2616 code for a protein of 806 amino acids. Gene Ontology annotation, biological process: response to endoplasmic reticulum stress; protein K69-linked ufmylation; regulation of proteasomal ubiquitin-dependent protein catabolic process. The transcript has 20 exons. The record is from RefSeq and is a predicted model, not a curated record. Gene Ontology annotation, molecular function: UFM1 ligase activity.
UUGGGCCAUUAGCAUAUUUCCGAAACGAUGAUUUUGGCCCCUAUGUGGUGCUUUCGGUGAAGAGCUGCUCCGACUCCGAGCUCAGUGUCACUUGAUCAAUUUGGGUGUCAAAAUUCCAUCGGGAAACUGUAAACGACGUAGAAAAUCUCUGCGUCUUUGAUCAAACGAAGAUUGAAGAAAAGAGGGGCACCAAAUAUGGACGCUGAAUUGCUGGAAUUGCAGAGGCAAUUCGAGUUCGCGCAGCAGGCGAAAUCAAGCAUCCGAUUAUCUGAUCGAAACGUCGUCGAAUUGGUUCAAAAGCUCCAGGAGCUUCACAUAAUCGAUUUCGACCUUCUUCACACCGUCUCCGGCAAAGAAUAUAUCACUCCGGAGCAUCUGAGGCAUGAAAUGGCGGUGGAGAUCAAUAAAUUAGGGCGUGUCUCAGUGAUAGAUCUUGCAGAUGUUACCGGUGUUGAUUUAUAUCAUGUUGAGAAGCAAGCUCAACAAGUAGUUUCGGAAAAUCCUGGUCUUAUGUUGAUUCAAGGAGAAAUUAUAUCAGAGUCUUAUUGGGAUAAUGUUGCAGAAGAAAUCAACGAGAGGCUUCAAGAGUGUAGUCAAAUUGCUUUGGCAGAACUUGCUACACAGUUGAAUGUUGGAUCAGAAUUCGUGGCUUCUAUGCUGGAAGCCCGCCUUGGAACUUUGGUAAAAGGUAGGCUUGAAGGUGGCCAGUUGUAUACACCAGCUUAUGUUGCUCGUGUUACUGCCAUGGUUCGUGGUGCUGCGAGGGGUAUCACAGUUCCUACAAAUUUGUCAGUGUUAUGGGGAACUCUGCAGCAGUUGUUGCAUGAAAUGGAUGGAGCCAGUGGUGUCACUGUUGAAAGUUCAUUUUUUCAGUCCAUUUUUAAUGGAUUGGUGAAGGAAAGCAAGGUUAUUGGAUCCCUCCGUGCAGGAGUUCAUUGGACCCCAACUGUCUUUGCAACUGCUCAAAAGGAGUGUAUAGAUUCUCUCUUUUCACAGAAUUCCUUUAUCAGCUAUGAUACUCUGAACAAACUUGGAAUUUCCCAACCUGUCCAGUUCUUGCAGUCCAGGUAUCCUGAAGGUAUACCUAUGAUUACUGCAUUUGCUCACCCAUCCUUGAUUGAGAUGUUGGAUGCUGCUGUUGAGGAUGCCAUUGAGCGUGGUAGCUGGAUUGGUUCUCUUUCUAUAUUACCUGCAUCCUUCGGAUCCCAAGAUGCAGCUAAGAUUUUGUCACUUUGUCCUUCUGUUCAGUCGGCUCUCAAGGGUAAUAAAGCACUCAUCCUUGGAGAGUCAUAUGUAUUCAGUUGUGGUUUUGUCAAGUCCAUUUAUGAUUGCAUGGAAAAAGAGAUGGAUGCCUUUAGUCUCUCAGGGUCUUCUGGUGGUGUGCUGAGUGAUGACUCAAACUUGGUUAAGGAAGUUAAAGUUAGAAAUGAUUUCAGCAAAUCUAGUGAGAUAAGCAACAGUGGUAAUGAGAAAAAGAAGAAAAAGGGAAAAUCAACUGGAAUAAAAACAGCUGAAAGCAUUCCUGAUGAUGAUGACUACAUUCCUACAAAAUCCAAGAGAAACCAAAGGAAAGGCAAGAAUGUGUCUUCUAAUCAAGUGUCAGAUGCAAAAGCAGGAGCUAAAAAGGAUUCAGCCAAAGAGGACAAUCUUAAUGUUCCUUCAGAAGAGUGGGUAAUGCAAAAGAUCCUUUCUGUUGUUCCUGACUUUGAAGAGCAAGGUAUAGAAGAUCUGGAGAUGAUACUUAGACCUUUAUCUAACUAUAUGAGGCCUAUGCUUAUUAAUUAUUUGAAGGAGAGAAGGAAGGCAUUAUUUACUGAGAAUACUGAGAAAAUGAAACGCUUGCUUGAUAAUCUGCAAAAGAGACUUGAUGAGGCUUUCUUAAAUAUGCAGCUGUAUGAAAAAGCACUUGAUUUGUUUGAAGAUGACCAAUCAACUUCAGUUAUUUUGCACAGGCAUUUAUUGAGAACAAUAGCUGCCUCUAUAGCGGAUAUGCUCUUUCAUAAUUUGGACAUGCACAACAAAUUGAAGAAUGGAACUGAAGUUGAAGAGUCUCAGAGUUCAGAACCCAUCACACUUAAUUCUGCAGAAAGAACUGCUCUUGCCAAAAAUUUUCCAGGUUCCCUUGCAAAGAAAGCUCUUGCAGUUGGGGAAGCUUUGGAAGGAAAGCGGGUGGAAGUUUUCAUGACUUCACUGAGAGAAAUGGCAGAGGAAAGUGGCCUACUAUUGAAGAAGCUUGACAAAAAAUUGGAAAGAAGUCUUCUGCAUUCAUAUCGCAAGGAUUUGUCAGCUCAAGUUUCUGCUGAAACUGAUCCAAUAACUCUUCUGCCCAAAGUUGUUUCCCUACUCUAUAUUCAGAUUCACAGUAAAGCCCUUCAAGCCCCAGGAAGGGCCAUUUCUAAUGCUGUGUCUCGACUGAAGGACAAACUAGAUGAUUCAGCAUACAAGAUCUUGACAGAUUACCAAACUGCAACAGUGACACUUUUAUCUCUUGUUUCUGCUGCAACUGGUGAUCAGGAAGAAGACUGCACAUCUGAUAGAAUUUUGAGUAAAAGAGAGUUCCUGGAGAAUCUAAUGCCUGCAUUGAAAGGACUUGUUUUGAAUGCUUCCCAAUCUUGAGAUAUCAUGAUUUCAAAUUUCCCGAGGUGAAUGUCAGCUCAGGUAAAAAUUUGCAUCGACAGGCAAUGACUCGUUUUCUGCAUAAAGUAUACAAUUUCUUAGAUAGAUUGCCAGUUGGUUGGUGACCUUUCUGUAUAUGAGCUGAGAUGGAUGUCGUCCUGCAAUCUGCUGAGUACAAGUGCUAGCAAAUCAUCUGCGUCCAUACUUGAUAAUCGGUCAGUUCAAAAUUAAGGGAUUUUAUGUGGAUGCAAUCACAUAUUAGGUGUAAGAAGUGAAAAACUGUUGUUGGUAAGGCAUAAUACUGUUAGUCUUCAUAUAGAAAAUUUAUCAGGGAUUUCAUGACAUGCCUGAGGGCACUAAUUACAAAUUGAAAUGAUUGUAGUUGAUUUAGGAAGCUUACAUAUAUGCACUGUUGCCUUUUCCUAAUAAGCA